Chelmon rostratus (copperband butterflyfish) is the source of this 984-nucleotide messenger RNA. RefSeq names its product psychosine receptor-like. Gene Ontology annotation, molecular function: G protein-coupled receptor activity. The record is from RefSeq and is a predicted model, not a curated record. Gene Ontology annotation, biological process: G protein-coupled receptor signaling pathway. NCBI's taxonomy places the organism in Eukaryota, Metazoa, Chordata, Actinopteri, Chaetodontiformes, Chaetodontidae. The transcript is spliced from 2 exons. Bases 1 to 984 code for a protein of 327 amino acids. Gene Ontology annotation, cellular component: membrane.
AUGCCGACCUGGUGUGAGCAUAUGAACACCACAUAUGCAAUGGAAAACUUAACCCUGGCCACCACUCACUCAUGUUACGCAGUUUACAGCGUAGAGAAGAGGCUGAUUCUGUUUUUCUACCUGUCCGUCAUCAUCAUUGCCAUCCCGUCCAACACCUUCUCCCUCUAUGUGUCCUGGCAGUACAUUAUGCAGAAGAACGAGCUUGGCGUGUAUCUAUUCAACCUGGCCCUGAGUGACCUGGCCUUCACUAUCGGCCUUUGUUUGUGGCUGAACUUCUUUUGGAGAGGAGUUUGGGCCUACGGAGGCUACGUUUGUUUGCUAUCCGUCAACAUGGUCCUCACUAACUAUUACACCAGCGAUGCCCUCCUCUGCUGCAUUGCUGUUAACCGCUACCUGGCAGUGGUGCACCCAUUAAAGUACACUUUUGUGAGGAAAGUUGGCACUGCAGCAGUGGUCAGCAUUGUCAUUUGGGUGCUGGUGCUCUGUUUCAAUGCCACCACGAUCACCUGGGAGGACACAUACUAUGAAAACAACAAGUUUUCAACGUGCUUUGAUUUCUAUCUCCUGCCAUCAGACAGAUCGGCUUGGACUAAGGUGGCACGCUUCUUCCUGGCUUUUAUUAUUCCCCUUCUCCUAGUGGUGCUUUCCACCUUGGGAAUCUGUGAGGCAGUCAAAUCCAACCAGGCCACAGAGAAACAAGAGCGUAAACGGAUUUUGAAGCUUCUGACAGUCAUCCUGGUCUGCCAUGUGUUAUUCUUAGGGCCUACCCACAUCAUGAUGCUUCUCAGCAUACUAGUGCAAGAUUGCAGUAAUAUUCCAUGGCUCUUUUGGCUAGAAGAGAUCAGUGUAGCUAUCUCAAGCCUCAACUGCCUCAUGGACCCUCUGCUUUACUGCUUCAUUACUGAAAAAGGGAAGGCAAAUGUCAAUCAGGUUGUUCUCUUCUUCCAGGUAAAGAAGAGAAGCAAAGAUGGAGGUUUGGUAUAA